CUCUCUCCUCUUCUCUCACUAUUUUUCGAUUUUCCCCGUUUUUCUCGUUUGUGUUUGGUUACUGAGAAAAUCAACAAUGGCUCCGAAGCCUAAAGGAAAACCGGCUGCGGCACCGUCACAACCUCCUCCGGCGAUUGAAGAUCUCUUCACUACCCUCAAUAAACACAUCCAGCGAUCUGACUACGAGCAAGCCGUCAAAGCCGCAAAUCAAGUUCUGACGGUUGCUCCCGGUGACGAAGACGCGCUUCGAUGUAAACUGGUUGCGUUAAUCAAGGCUGAUAAUAUUGAUGCUGCUCUUACUACAAUUCAGUCAACUCAAAAACUGAACUUCAAUUUCAGUUUCUACAAGGCAUACUGUUAUUACAGACAGAACAAGUUGGAUGAAGCUUUGGAGUUGUUGAAAGGCCCCGAGAAAAACUCUGAAGCAAUGCUGUUAGAAUCUCAGAUUCAUUAUCGUCUUGGAAAUAUGGAUGCUUGUAUAGAUAUUUAUCAGAAGCUUCAAAAGUCCAACAUUGAGUCGCUGGAAAUUAACCUUGUUGCUAGUUUGAUUUUGGCUGGAAGGGUUUCUGAAGUUCAAGGUAUGAUUGAUGCUAACCGAAUUAAAGCAACAGGCACCUUUGAGUUGGCAUACAACGUUGCGUGCUCUUUAAUUGAAAUGAAUAAGUACAAUGAAGCUGAACAACUUUUGCUGACAGCCCGAAGAGUUGGUCAGGAAACAUUGAUGGAGGAUAACUUGGCUGAGGAUGAUAUCGAGAUAGAAUUAGCUCCUAUAUAUGUGCAAUUGGCAUAUGUUCAGCAGCUAUUAGGAAGACCACAAGAAGCAACGGUGGCCUACACAGAUUUCAUUAACCGAAAUCAGGCAGACGAGUCAUCUCUUGCUGUUGCGGUUAACAACCUUGUUGCUGCGAAGGGAACAAAGGAUGUUUCUGAUAACUUGAGGAAACUUGAUCGGCUCAAAGAUAAAGAUGCUCAAGGUUUCCAGCUUUCUCGUGGACUUGAAAAGCUUUCUCUAAAGCAAAGGGAGACAAUAUAUGCAAAUCGUGUGCUUUUACUUCUCCAUGCUAAUAAGAUGGAGCAGGCACGGGAAAUUGUUGCUACUCUGCCAGACAUGUUUGCUGACAGUGUGAUGCCAGUGCUGUUUCAAUCUGCAGUCUUGGUCAGGGAAAAUAAGGCUAAUAGAGCAGAAGAAUUAAUGGGACAGUUUGCUGAAAAGUACCCCGAGAAGUCCAAGAUUGUUCUUCUUUUAAGGGCACAAGUUGCUGCUGCUGCCGGCCAUCCUCAAGUUGCAGCCGACUCCCUUUCUAAGAUUACUGAUAUUCAGCACAAGCCUGCCACUGUUGCUACUAUUGUAGCUCUUAAAGAACGAGCUGGAGAUAUCGACGGUGCCUCCGCUGUAUUCGAUGCCGCUAUUACAUGGUGGUCAAACGCCAUGAACGAAGACAACUACAAAAACAAGCUGGAUGUCAUAAUGCAUCAAGCUGCUUCCUUCAAAAUCAGGCAUGGACGGGAUGAAGAGGCAGCCCAUCUAUACGAGCAGCUUGUUAAAACCCAUGGGACCAUUGAGGCAUUUGCCGGGUUGGUAAGUACUGUCGCGCACAUUGAUGUUGACAAGGCAGAAACUUACGAGAAGCGGCUGAAACCUUUACCAGGUUUGAAAGGGAUCGAUGUGGAUAGUUUGGAGAAGACUUCCGGAGCGAAACAUGUUGAAGGUCCACAUGUGUCCGUUGCUGAGGAUGGCAAGAAAGAGAAACCAAAGAAAAAGAGAAAGAGAAAGCCAAGGUACCCUAAAGGAUUUGAUCCUGCUAAUCCGGGUCCUCUUCCAGACCCGGAAAGGUGGCUGCCCAAGAGAGAGAGAUCAAGUUACAGACCAAAGCGAAAAGAUAAGAGAGCAGCUCAGGUGAGAGGAUCUCAGGGUGCUGUAUCUAGAGAAAAGCAGGAAGCUGGUUCUAGCGCCACCACUUCUAACACAGCCAAUUCGAAAUCAAGCCAAGCUACUACUUCCAAAGCAUCUGCAGAACAGUCGAAGCCUUCAUCCAAGUCGUCGAGAAAGAAGUCAAGGAAUUGAUACGAAGGCACAGGUCUAUCUCUCGUGUUAUAGAAUUAAUUAAUACAAAUUAAAACAAAGAGAUCCUUUUUGGCUUAAUUUUUCCAAUUGUUUGUUAUUUUGCUUUUAGUUAGAGCUGAGAUUUUGGUUGUUUAUUGUUGGCGGGUAGAUUUAAAUUUAAAGUAAUUGCAAAAUUCAGUAGGUGUUGUUCUUUU
Mercurialis annua (annual mercury) is the source of this 2259-nucleotide messenger RNA. RefSeq lists its product as uncharacterized. Gene Ontology annotation, molecular function: ribosome binding; 7S RNA binding; protein binding. Gene Ontology annotation, biological process: SRP-dependent cotranslational protein targeting to membrane. Bases 77 to 2065 code for a protein of 662 amino acids. The record is from RefSeq and is a predicted model, not a curated record. The transcript is spliced from 6 exons. Lineage: Eukaryota; Viridiplantae; Streptophyta; Magnoliopsida; Malpighiales; Euphorbiaceae. Gene Ontology annotation, cellular component: signal recognition particle, endoplasmic reticulum targeting.